Messenger RNA from Diceros bicornis minor, 7951 nucleotides. RefSeq names its product mastermind like transcriptional coactivator 2 (gene MAML2). Gene Ontology annotation, molecular function: transcription coactivator activity. Gene Ontology annotation, biological process: positive regulation of transcription of Notch receptor target; Notch signaling pathway. Bases 1282 to 4668 code for a protein of 1128 amino acids. Lineage: Eukaryota; Metazoa; Chordata; Mammalia; Perissodactyla; Rhinocerotidae. The transcript has 5 exons. Gene Ontology annotation, cellular component: nuclear speck; nucleoplasm. The record is from RefSeq and is a predicted model, not a curated record.
CUCUCUCUCUUUCUCUCCCUCUCCUAUCGGAGCACAAUGAAAGCCUGUGUAUCGCCGUGACUCCGGGCAGUGGAGCCAGUGUCAGCAAAGCGGCUAACAACAGACGGGAAAGAGAAAGGAAAAUACAAGCUACUUUUUUUUCCAUCUAUAAAGCGGAGCAAUACAAGAGAUAGAACCACAUUGCUUAUUGCGAGUCCAGACCCUCAGAUCCACUGGCCGGGGAUGGAAUGUACAAAAGUGGACAGAAAAGUGGCUGGACAUGACUCGGUGCAAUUUGCUGGAAGUUUGUAAGUUUGACCAUCGUUUGUAAAUUACUCUCGGAAGAGUUUGUCUCUCUUGAUACUGUAUUAGAAUAGAGCCGGGGGUGAGGAAUAGAAACGUAAGCGGGAAAGAAAAAAUGUGUUGAAGGAUCUCUCUCAGUGGCUAGCGACUUCAGACUGCUUUCAUUUAAGGCUGGGAAACCUUAGAGGGAAUGAGGAUUUUACCGGUGAUUGGAUUAGCUAAGGAAAAAAGCGUGGUCCAAAAGUCCAUUUACUGACAUUGUUAACAAUUGAAAAGCUGUCUCUCUCUCUUGGGAGACGACAACAUCCUACAGUACCCCAAAGAGGAGAAAACACCGGAGCAAAGAGAAAGGGAGGAAAAAUUCAAAGCCAAAAGACAAUCUCUCUUGAUUUUUUUACGUUUUGAAGAUUGACUUCAAAAACCUUCUGAAACAGCACUUUUUUUUCUAAAUCUGAGGAAAAGUAAAGGCUGCGGAUUACACAGACGGUGGUAGAAAUGUGUUUCUCUGCAGAAACAUCCCCGUAAAGAAUUUUCCGAAACAACUAGGUGAGGGGGAGUCCAGCUCUCUAUUAAUACCUCUCUCAAUUCCCUUUGCUGUCUGUUUCUGUCUCUGGCUUGACAAUCCCUGAAUUCUCGCUCCAACCCCCAGAUCGUGUGUUUACAAAGUACCUAGUGGUUUUUGUCAGCUUGGUGGAGGGAAAAAACCCACCAACUCUGUCCAACUUCGCCAGAGCUGUCAAAUGCAAUUAGAGUAAGUUGAUCAGGGUUUGUUUCCAACUUACCCUCUGCAAUUGGUUUCUAUUCUUUCUCCUCACCCUCUUUUUACUAACUCCCCUCCCCCACACCUUCUCCACUGCUCCCCCCAACCUCUGAAGACCUCUAUUCAUGUGGCCCUGAACACUGAGCUCACAUCCUCAAAACCAGAUUUGGCUGUAAUAGCCAGCAGUAGCCUCUUUCCAUCUCACCAUCCCAGAGGCAGCAAUCAUUGUAUCCAGUAAGAUGGGGGACACAGCGCCCCCACAGGCCCCCGCAGGAGGGCUAGGGGGGGCCCCUGGGGCGGGGCUCCUUGGAGGGGGCUCAGUCACCCCGAGAGUGCAUAGUGCUAUCGUGGAGCGCCUCCGGGCUCGGAUUGCCGUCUGCCGCCAGCACCACCUGAGCUGUGAAGGACGCUAUGAGCGUGGUAGGGCUGAGAGCUCAGAUCGGGAAAGAGAGAGCACCUUGCAGCUCCUGAGCCUUGUACAGCAUGGCCAGGGGGCAAGGAAGGCUGGCAAACACACCAAGGCCACUGCCACUGCUGCCACCACUACAGCCCCUCCACCACCCCCUGCUGCCCCUCCUACGUCCUCCCAAGCAGCAGCAACAGCAGCCCCACCGCCCCCACCAGACUAUCACCAUCACCACCAGCAGCACCUGCUGAGCAGUAGCAAUAAUGGUGGCGGUGGUGGGAUCGACGGGGAGCAGCAGCCACCAGCUUCAACCCCAGGGGACCAGAGGAACUCAGCCCUGAUUGCGCUUCAGGGUUCCUUGAAAAGAAAACAGGUAGUUAACCUGUCUCCUGCCAACAGCAAGAGGCCCAAUGGCUUUGUCGACAACUCAUUCCUUGAUAUCAAAAGAAUCCGUGUCGGAGAGAACCUCUCUGCAGGGCAAGGGGGCCUCCAAGUAAAUAAUGGACAGAGUCAGAUUAUGACAGGGACCUUGCCCAUGAGCCAAGCACCCCUGAGAAAGACUAACACUCUGCCUCCCCAUACACAUUCUCCUGGCAAUGGUAUGUUUAACAUGGCCUUAAAGGAGGUGAAGAAGGAACCGGGAGAGACUCUGUCUUGCAGUAAGCACAUGGAUGGCCAAAUGACCCAGGAGAAUAUUUUCUCUAACAGGUACGGAGAUGACUCUGGAGAGCAGCUGAUGGAUCCUGAGCUGCAGGAACUGUUCAAUGAACUGACCAACAUAUCGGUGCCUCCCAUGAGUGACCUUGAGCUGGAGAACAUGAUCAAUGCCACCAUAAAGCAGGAUGACCCAUUUAACAUUGACUUGGGUCAGCAAAGCCAGAGGAGCACUCCCAGGCCCUCCUUGCCUAUGGAGAAGACAGUGAUCAAAAGUGAAUACUCACCUAGCCUGACGCAGGGCCCCUCGGGCUCUCCUCAGAUGAGGCCCCCAUCAGCUGGCCCUGCAUUCUCUAUGGCCAACUCGGCCCUUUCCACUUCAUCCCCAAUCCCUUCAGUCACUCAGACCCAGGCUCAGCCACAGACAGCCUCAGGAGCAAGCCGGGCCCUGCAGAGCUGGCAAGAAGUGUCCCAUGCCCAACAGCUCAAACAAAUAGCUGCCAAUCGUCAGCAGCAUGCCCGGAUGCAGCAGCACCAGCCUACCAACUGGUCAGCCUUGCCCUCUUCCGCUGGGCCAUCACCAGGUCCAUUUGGGCAGGAGAAAAUCCCCAGCCCUUCUUUUGGUCAGCAGCCAUUCAGCCCACAGAGCUCCCCCAUGCCUGGGAUAGCCGGCGGCAGCAGCCAGUCGAAAGUAAUGGCUAACUACAUGUUCAAGGCCAGCCCCUCGGCCCAGGGAGGGCACCUGGAUGUACUCAUGCAGCAAAAGCCUCAGGAUCUCAGUCGAAGUUUUAUUAACAACCCGCACACAGCCCUGGAGCCCCGGCAUGGCAACACCAAGCCUUUGUUCCAUUUUAACUCAGAUCAAGCAAACCAACAGAUGCCUUCUGUUUUGCCUUCCCAGAACAAGCCUUCUCUCCUCCACUACACCCAACAGCAGCAGCAGCAGAGCUCAAUUUCAGCUCAACAACAGCAGCAGCAGCAGCAGCAGCAACAACAACAACAGCAGCAACAGCAGCAGCAGCAGCAACAACAACAGCAACAACAACAGCAGCAGCAGCAGCAGCAGCAGCAGCAGCCACAACCACAGCAGCCACCAUCCCAGCCCACACAACCUCUAUCAAGUCAGCCUUUGCUAAGAUCACCCUUGCCGCUUCAGCAAAAGAUCCUGCUUCAGAAAAUGCAGAAUCAGCCUAUCACAGGACUGGGGUAUCAAGUCUCCCAACAACACAGACAGGAUCAACACUCUGUGGUAGGCCAGAACACAGGCCCCAGUCCAAGUCCCAACUCCUGCUCAAAUCCAAACACUGGAAGUGGUUACAUGAACUCCCAGCAAUCACUGUUGAAUCAGCAAUUGAUGGGAAAGAAACAGACUCUACAGAGGCAGAUCAUGGAGCAGAAACAGCAGCUUCGCCUUCAGCAGCAGAUGCUGGCUGAUGCGGAGAAAAUUGCUCCACAAGAUCAGAUAAACAGACAUUUGACAAGGCCACCUCCAGAUUAUAAAGACCAAAGAAGAAAUGUGGGCAAUAUGCAACCAACUGCUCAGUAUUCUGGUGGAUCGUCAACAGUGAGUUUAAACUCUAACCAGCCUUUGGCAAACCCAGUUUCAACACCCGCCAUUUUAACUCCAAAUUCCAGCCUCAUGUCUACUUCCCAUGGGACAAGGAUGUCAUCAUUAUCCACAGCAGUUCAGAACAUAGGGAUGUAUGGAAAUCUACCUUGCAAUCAACCUGGCACAUACAGCGUCACUUCAGGAAUGAAUCAGUUGACCCAACAGAGAAACCCAAACCAACUGAUAGCAAAUCAAAACAACCCUCUGAUGCCACGGCCGCCUACUUUAGGGCCAAGUAAUAAUAAUAAUGUGGCCAAUUUUGGAGCUGGAUCUGUUGGCACUUCGCAACAAUUGAGACCAAAUUUAACCCAUAGUAUGGCAAGCAUGCCAGCACAGAGAACAUCGAAUGUAAUGAUCACAUCCAACACAACGGCACCAAGCUGGGCCUCUCAAGAAGCAACAGCCAAACAGCAGGAAGCCCUAAAGUCCACAGGAGUCCGCUUCCCCACAGGUACACCUGCAGCCUAUACUCCAAACCAGUCAUUGCAACAGGCGGUAGGUAGCCAGCAGUUUUCCCAGAGGGCAGUGGCUCCUCCUAACCAGUUAACACCAGCAGUACAAAUGAGAUCCAUGAACCAAAUGAGCCAAACAUUAAAUGGACAAACCAUGGGUCCACUCAGAAGUCUGAAUCUCAGACCCAAUCAGCUAAGCACACAGAUUUUGCCUAAUUUGAACCAGUCAGGAACAGGGUUAAGUCAGUCAAGGACAGGCAUAAGCCAGCCACCAUCCCUGACACCCAGCAAUUUUCCUUCACCCAACCAAACUUCCAGGGCUUUUCAAGGAACUGACCAUGGCAAUGACUUGGCUUUUGACUUUCUCAACCAACAGACUGAUAGCAUGGGCCCUGCCCUAAACAGUGAUGCUGAUUUCAUUGAUUCUUUGUUGAAGACAGAGCCUGGUAAUGAUGACUGGAUGAAAGACAUCAAUCUUGAUGAAAUCUUGGGGAACAACUCCUGAAGGAGAAAAGGGAGACAAUUCACAAACUCCAAGCACUAAAAAGCAGUAUUUUCCAAGGACUCUGUAAAGGCCAAACUGUUGACUUUUAGUUGGACUACGUGAAGAUACCUUGGCUUAAAAAUGAAAAGCAGAAAGUAACUGUGGUGGUGAAUAUUUUGGUCCAAAUGCUUGUCUUAAAUCUCAAUCCUGAAAGUAAAACAUUGGGAUCACUUUUCCCUGUCUAAACUCCAGAACGCAGUAUCCAAUUUAUCCAACCAGAAUUGUGAUGUUGAUGUGUAAUUAGUUAUGUAAGAUAGGCUUCCCAAGCUCCUUGUCUCCCUGAAAGAAAAGUAAUAGAACUUGUAGCUUGUUUAAACCCCAUGUCACACGGAGGUACUAGUUCCAAGCAAGAAGCAACAAAUUCCUUAAUUUGCUCUAAUAGAUAGAAGUGUGGUUUAAUCUUUCCACUCUUGUCUUUUCAUUUAGUUCUCCUAAAACUUCCAGGGUAGACUGAAAUGUUGUAGGUUUGUUUGGAAUAACCAAACAGUAUUCUAAGUAAAUGAAAGCCAGAGAACCUAGAGAACAUCCAGUGGAUUAUAGAAUUUUUUCCCCAGAUUCACUCCUUACUUUUUCAGUUUUCCCACAUGUCCUAUACUUCAGCAACAUGCUGUGUCUAGUGAUGAAACAAGAAUGCAGAGCUGUCCAACUGUAUUUGGUCUUCCACAACCAAUUUCUGAAUCCAUUUCCAAUUCUCAGAUACAACCAUGACCUGUCCUAAUUAUACUGAAAAAAUAGUGCACACCUGUCUGCAUCAGAUUUUACUAUUUAAAAAAAAAACACCCCAUUGCGUAUUGCUAUAAAGGAGAUUUAUUUGGCUACAAAUAAGUUGGGAUAUUGCCUAUUGUGAUGAUGCCCGCUGCUUAGUUCCCAAGCUGAGUGAAAUUGAGCCUGGUCCUCUCUGCUUAUUUUGAUGACCAGAGACUGAUUUGUAAGAAAAGAAAGUUUGGAGACCAAAACUGAGAUUAGAGGGUAUGAUGUUUUGUUUGGAGAUAAGCAAAAGAUCAGGUCCAGGGAUGGUGAGUAUGGGUGCAUGCAAAUCUAUUUCUUGGGGUUUGAAGGAAAGCAUAAUUGAGAGAGAAAACAAUCUGUCCUUAUUUGGUCAUAUUAUUUGGGUAAACAGCUAAAUAGAAUGUGAUCUGUUAGUAGCAGUCUAUUCAUUCUUCUGUCCCUGAUGUGAUGAAUCAUUGCCACAUGCUAGAUGGACCCUUCAUAUCCAGGUUUUCUCCCUCAGGGCUGAGCACUGUAUCAAAGAAAGAGUUGUUGUUGAGUCAUGUAACUUCAGUGCCCACAUACAAAUCAGCUGUAAAAUGGGGAAGAUAUGUGCUGAUUUGGGAUGGAUGCAAAAUAUCACUAUCAUUUUCCUCAUUACAGAGGAACACAGGUUAUCUUCAUCCUUUUUAGUUAUACACUCAUGUAUUCAAUUAUCAAAUGUAAUUUAACUGAAGUCGUUUAAUAACUGUCUUUAAAUAUCUGUUCUAAAAAAAAUACAUUUUGAAAGUUCUGCAAAGCCCUCUCCCAAUUUUUAAAAUGUCUAAAAGCACUCUCUUUCUUUUACACAAUACCAACAUCACUGGCCCAGAAUCUUUUCUGUGCUAGGUUGUAAAUAUAAAUAAAUUACUUGUUUUGUAAACUUUUGUAAAGAAUAUUUUGGUAGAAAUACUUAAAACAUAUUCUUUCGGUUAUAUUUAUACAUAUGUGAAAUAAAUAUACUAUCAAAAGGUUAUAUUUUAUACAAAAAGUAAAUUGUUACCUUUUGUAUGCUAAUAUACAAAGUUUUGUAUAAUAUGAUGGUUUAUUUUUAGCUCUACACUUAAACCAUAGGAGGUCAAGUGGGAACUUUUGAAAACUAUCAAGAGGCUUGUUAGACAAAUUUAUACUCUGAAACCUCAAUAAGAAAGCAUUCCAGGUUUCAAUCCUUUCCCCUUUUUUUUCUUUCUGCUCCCAAAUUCUUGUUUAAGCCCAUAAUUCGUGUGUCUUGUUUGAUUAUUCUGCUGUGCACAUUGUAUUGGUCCUUGUUGCAUGUGGUCUACUGUGUGUUUUCCCACUUUAUAAAACAGUGUUCCUCCAUGCAAAAAAGUAAGGAAAAAAUUAUGUACAUAUAAACACUUUUAUUUUAUGGCUCCUCCAUGUUACUGUAUAUAUCUGCCAGCACUUCCCAGUUACACUCCUGUGAUUCAGCUAUUUUUGCCCUAACAUAAAUAGUAUGUUUUGUAGUAGCUAUCAAAUUUAAGAGAGAAAGCAAUCAGAAUGUUUGGAUUUUCUUCUAUCUUAAUGUGAAUUUCAUAAUUAAUGUCUAUUUAUUCAGCUAUUCAUUAAAAUACAGGAUUCUUUGGAAAAAAUGGUGUAGUCUAUAGUUUCUGUUUGUUGGCAGCCUGUUACCAAAGAUGAUGUAAUUUUCCUGAAAGCUGAGAUAAUGACAAUUUGAUAGACAUACGUAGCCAAAACUUUAGAUUUACAACUUAAAAGCUAUUGGAGUACAAUCUCCCACUUAUAGAAAUACCAGACUACUUAAUUGUUGGCAUUGUUUAUCAUUCUGACAUAUUAUACGGGAGGUAGAAGUAAUUUUUCUUUUUGUUUUUUAAUUCGAAGACUAGAAAGCAAUCUAAGCAAAUAAUUCAUUCUUAGCUUUGUGUUAAGCCCAAUGAAGACAAAUAACUCUGCUCUAAAUGAAUGCACUAAUAUUACUUUCAUUGCUGUAACUGUACCCAUAACUGUAAAGAUUUCAACUUGUAAAACAAGUAUUUUGUAUUGUGUGUAAUUCCAUGUGUUAAAAAAAUAGUUUAAAAAAAUUCAGAAGUGGUUCUCUUGUAUGAAAUCAUACUUUCAGUCGCCAACAGUAUUGUUGCUACAUCACAGAAAGUUCUAAGAACUGUUAAUAGUGAUGGGAACUUAAAGGCAAAUUCAUUCUCUGGGAAGCUUCUAAUACUGGUGAAAUGCUGACUUGUCUCAUUUCAGUAUUUUUUAGUUCACUUAGAAAGUUUGCAUUAAGAUCCUAUAUGCACAGCACCUACUGAAUACUGGAGAAACACUGCCCAGUUCGCAGGCACAGUGAGCAUUUGCCUGUCCUGCUGUGUGGCAUUUGGUCAGACCAAGCUGAGUGAACACAGGGCCAGGUAAACACAGCCUCACUGAGCAUGUUUACACAGCCCUUCUGGAGAGUCAAGGAGGUUGGGAGAAAGACGGGCCUUUGUAGGAGGCAAGAGGAACCAUUCUAACCAAAUUUUCUUGCUCUACUCUCGAAAUA